CGCCGAAAGUCUUCUGCCAGCACGAUCAACUACAUUGACUGCUCCAUCGACCCACUGGCAAGUAGCAUAUUCAUUGUCGCCAACCCCUUCGAUCUCGACGCCAUCGCGAUGGCGCCUCUCGUGCCGCGGUUCCACUUCUUCGAAAUCGACGACCAGACCUGGUUUCCAUCAUUCCUCCGAGCCUACGUCCAAGAAGGCCUUCACGCAGCUUGGGUGUACCGGGUCCCCAUCCUCCAGACCUCAUCCCCGGCCCGAGUCGCCGCCCAGAUUCUCCAACAAGUCCUCGGCCCACGCCUCUCCUCGUACACAUUUAUCGACUUCUGUGCCGGCUCCGGCGGUCCCACGCCGGCCAUCGAGCGCUUCGUUAACCGCCACCUGACUGCCCAGAAACAGCCCAAUGUAGACUUCGUCUUGACGGACCUACACCCCAACGCCGAGGCGUGGGCCCGCGCUGCUGCGCGGAGCGAGCACAUCGGCUACGAGCUCAAGAGCGUAGACGCUGCCCACGCACCUCGUGAUCUGGUCGACGGAUACACCACAAAUGGUAAAAAAGUGUUUAGGCUGUUCAACCUAGCGUUUCAUCAUUUUGACGACCCGUUGGCCAAGGCCAUUCUCAAGAAUACCCUUGAAACCUCGGACGGCUUUGCCAUCAUGGAGCUGCAGGGUCGUGAUCUCUUGUCCUUCCUCAUGCCCUCAAUCCUCGGUAUCGGGUGCUUCAUCUUCGCACCCCUCUAUGCCUGGAGGCUACGCAGCUUUUCGGUCCUCGUCUUCACCUAUCUUAUCCCGAUUAUCCCUUUUGUUCUGGUAUUUGAUGGAUAUAUAUCUGCGUUGAGAACGAGAACGCCAAAUGAGGUUGAGGCGUUGAUGAAGUCAUGCGGCGGCCGUACCGAGGGGUGGGAGUUCAAGAGUGGCAAGGAGAUGUAUAUGCCACCUAUUGGAUCCGUGAGAUGGAUCGUGGCCGAGAAGAUUUCGUCUAGAGAUUGGUAA
Messenger RNA from Colletotrichum orchidophilum, 987 nucleotides. RefSeq lists its product as uncharacterized. The record is from RefSeq and is a predicted model, not a curated record. The annotation marks the transcript as partial. NCBI's taxonomy places the organism in Eukaryota, Fungi, Ascomycota, Sordariomycetes, Glomerellales, Glomerellaceae. The transcript has 2 exons.